AUGCACUCUUCUAGCUAUCCCACGAGAUCUCUUUCCCAAACAUCAGCCACCUCAACUGUAUCUCACACCAGUCAACACUCUAAGAAACAGGACAAACCUUCUCUGUCCUCAAAGAUCUUCCGGUCAAAAUCCCCUGCUCCAAUCGAUAUCCCCAAGAGACGUUACCGCCAGGACUCGAACAUUUCUCAGCCUCGAGACAUCCCGCGCAGCAACCCCGAUUGUUCAUACUUCCCAAACCACCGAUAUCAUUCCACCAGCCCGACAGAAAUGUUCCCCACAAUUUCUUCACCUCGGUCCCCGAAGCCUGAUUGCACGACCAAGCAGGAUUUCUCGAGUCGCAAAGACUACCGUCGUUAUAGUGGCACCGUCAAUCACUACGGUCGGCACUCCAAUGACUGGCUCUUUGGUGGCUUCAGUGUUCGCGAGACUGUCCGCGAAGGCAUUGAGAAGCUUCGCAGCUCCGAAAAGGACACCUGA
Penicillium antarcticum is the source of this 477-nucleotide messenger RNA. RefSeq lists its product as uncharacterized. Bases 1 to 477 code for a protein of 158 amino acids. The transcript has a single exon. Lineage: Eukaryota; Fungi; Ascomycota; Eurotiomycetes; Eurotiales; Aspergillaceae. The record is from RefSeq and is a predicted model, not a curated record.